GAACCGAGGGACCGGGGUAAUGCGAGCGAGGCGGUCGGAGCCGGAGGGGGGGGGGCAGAGACGGAGGCGGGGACAGGCGCGGAGAAAGCAGCCGGGGCCCGGGGAGGCGCCCGCCAGCGGCCGAAGGGGCGGAGGCGCAGGCUCGGCCCCCGCCCGCCGUGCCCGCCCCUGCUCCCAACCAGGUCGGACCGCACCGCAUAAAGGCUCGGGCGCGGGCGGCGCUGCUCACACCAGCCGUGUCGGUAGCAGCAGCAGCAGCAGCAGCGCGGGUGUCAUCAUGUCUGGCCGGGGCAAGGGCGGCAAGGGGCUCGGCAAGGGCGGCGCCAAGCGCCACCGCAAGGUGCUGCGCGACAACAUCCAGGGCAUCACCAAGCCGGCCAUCCGCCGCCUGGCUCGGCGCGGCGGCGUCAAGCGCAUCUCGGGGCUGAUCUACGAGGAGACGCGCGGCGUGCUCAAGGUGUUCCUGGAGAACGUGAUCCGCGACGCCGUCACCUACACGGAGCACGCCAAGAGGAAGACGGUCACGGCCAUGGACGUGGUCUACGCCCUCAAGCGCCAGGGUCGCACUCUCUAUGGCUUCGGCGGUUAAAGCCUUGCGUUCUUUUUAAAACACGGCCCCCAUAUCACAAAGGCUCUUUUAAGAGCCACCCACAUAUUCCCUGAAAGGAGCUGUGUUGCUGUGUGUUGAUAUUUACUGUUGCACUUACCGCUGGUUCCUUCCCUUUGACACUGUACCUCUCUUCCCUCCCUCUCGCUGUCCUGCUCUGAUUAGGUCAGGCUGCUUCUUCUCAGCGGCCUUUUGUAAAAAAACUGGGGUCUCUUCCCUUUUCAAAUUUCAGCAAACAAUAAUAUGCUUAAGU
This is a messenger RNA of Vidua chalybeata, 860 nucleotides long. RefSeq names its product histone H4-like. The record is from RefSeq and is a predicted model, not a curated record. Bases 20 to 589 code for a protein of 189 amino acids. Gene Ontology annotation, molecular function: DNA binding; protein heterodimerization activity; structural constituent of chromatin. Gene Ontology annotation, biological process: nucleosome assembly. NCBI's taxonomy places the organism in Eukaryota, Metazoa, Chordata, Aves, Passeriformes, Viduidae. Gene Ontology annotation, cellular component: nucleosome. The transcript has a single exon.